GGCGCUUCUGCUGGUGAAAGAGACGAGAAAGAGAAAAAAGAGCAGAAAGAUCAGGUCCCUUAGUUUAAGUGGACGUCUAUGGUUUUUUUGAAUUCAAGGAAAAGGAAUGUCGCAGAGCUCUAAGCAAUCUACUGGACUCCUGAAUGCUGCAAGUAAAACUCAACAUGGGAACUUCCUAGUGGCUAUUAAGCAGGAGAAAGGCGAGACCCCUCGGUUAAUUGGGGAGAAGCCCCAUGGCGAAGAAGAGGUGAGCCCCCUGCCGGUGAAAAAGCGGGGCUGGCCGAAAGGCAAGAAGAGGAAGAAAAUCCUUCCGAAUGGACCGAAGGCCCCCGUGACGGGCUACGUCCGCUUUCUGAACGAACGACGGGAGCAAAUUCGCAUGCAGCGCCCGGAUUUGCCCUUCCCUGAAAUCACAAAAAUGUUGGGAGCAGAGUGGAGUAAACUACAGCCCACAGAAAAACAGCGCUAUCUGGAUGAGGCUGAGCGGGAGAAGCAGCAAUACAUGAAGGAGCUGAGGGAAUACCAGCAGUCAGAAGCUUACAAGCUGUGUGCUGAGAAGAUGCAAGAGAAGAAAAUCAAGAAAGAGGAUGCUGGUACUGGAACUGUGAACACAUUGCUAAAUGGAUACAAGACUGGAGAAAGUGGCAGUGAUGGCUUCUCAACAUUUGAUGUCCCUAUUUUUACAGAGGAAUUCUUAGACCAGAACAAAGCACGGGAAGCAGAGCUGCGGAGGCUGCGUAAGAUGAACACGGAGUUUGAGGAGCAGAAUACCAUCCUGCAGAAGCACACGGAGAGCAUGAGCUGCGCCAAGGAGCGCCUAGAGCAGGAGCUUGCACUGGAGGAGAGGCAGACAAUGGCACUGCAGCAACAGCUCCAGACCGUGCGCCAAGCUCUGACAGCCAGUUUUGCCAGCCUUCCCAUUCCAGGCACAGGUGAAACCCCCACACUGAAAACACUUGAUUUCUACAUGGCAAAGCUUCACAGCACCAUUGAGAGCAAUCCCAUACAACACGAAAGGCUGGUUGUCCGAGUCAAGGAGAUUUUGUCCCGUGUUGCCAACGAGCAUUUGUGAGUAACGGAUGCUGGGCACAACUUGAAAACAUCUCAACUACAGUUUGCCAGGUUGAUGGGACUACACUGCCAUACGCUCCUCCUGAUGCAGCUGCCUUUAUGUAGCAGAUCUUCUCCAGACCCUCUUCUCUUCAAAAAGCCUUAAGUUGCCUUCUCUGCUCCUAAAAUAUGUAGGAAAACCUCUUUUCUUUCUGAGCUUAGUCCUCUCUUGGCUCUUUCUGAAGUUGCUGGCAGGACAGCAGAUGGUAGAAUGACAGAAAAUCAAUGAGACUUGUCCAUGAUUGCUGGGUUCUGGAACUCUGUUUUCUCCUCCAAAGUACAGAUUUCCAGGCUAAUUUUGCCACAAAAAUGAGUAUUGCAGUCACUGGGCUAUGUGGCUGACUCCUGUGGCUACUAACAGGUCACACAGGAAUAUCAAAAGCAGACCAAGGGAGGCCAAUAUUUGUAGGCAGAUAUCAGAAUGGCUAGAAGUAGAUCAAUAAGGAUUUUUGACUCCCAAUUAACAAUAGCAGCUACACAAUGCCACCUCUAACUCUAAAUUAUACUACUGGGAUUAUGAAAGAUGGGGUUGUGUGAGGCCUUUAAAUGCUGAUCCUUGGUCCUUCUUUAAUUUUUAGCAUAUACCUGACUCCAAUUGGUGGACUGAAAAAAAGCAGAAUAGAUCCAAGUCUAAAAACUGCCCUUCCCUCUGAUAAGAGGUACAAAUGAGCAGAUAAUUUCAAUGAAUUCCAUUCCACUUGUGUUUUUAAAAUCAGAGCAAAACAUUCCAUUACUUAACUAUUAUAGUUUGUAUUGUCAUUUUAAUUAUUUUAUUGGAACAUUUGAACGACAAGUGUUUUGGAAUGUUUUUUGGAAUUGAGAAAUGCAUUGCAAAAUUAGAACAAGUGCAAAUCCAAGAGAUAAGUGUAUUUCAAUCCAGAUAUCCAUCCACAGAAUGUUUAUCUGAUUAAUUCUCACCAGGAUGUGUUAAUCAUCUCUAAUGAGUUGUUUCAUUGACUGAAUUCAUAUAUGCUAAACCAUGGCUUGCUUAACCAUGGUUUAUUGAAUAGCUGGGUUUACACAAAUAUGUCAAAUUAAAAAAAAAAAAUUCUCCUGGUGACUCAAAGAUGCUUUUUCAAAAGUCACCUGCGCUAUUUUUUUUUCCUUGAAGAUGUUUUGCUUCUCAUCCAAAACGUUUUCUUCCUCCUCAAGGGGAAAAAAAAAAUAAGGUUGCCUUUGGAAAAGCAUCUUUGAGACAACUCUGAUCGGCAUGCCACAAACCGGUCCGUGCAAACAAGCAAAGCCUCAUCUGCAGGAUGCAGGCAGCACACUAAACCAUGCCCCCUCCGGUCCAUAAAAAAAAACCUCUCCAUGGAACCGGUCCGUGGUGCCCCAAAAGUUGGGGACCUCUGAGUUAGAGGGAUGUGGGAAUAUUGACAAAGGUUGUGGUUGCAUGGCAGGCUUACUCAUAAUUAUCCAACCAUAGUUUACUCAGUUUGCCCAAUUUUCUGCAGUUGCAUGAUCUACUUAAACAUACACUAACAAUGCAGACCGGGUUCACACUAGGCUGAAACCUAGCUGGUUGUUUUGGAGUCUGCAAAAACAGUCCACGUGUCAUUUCAAAAAUCUAUCUGUCUCAAGAAGGGCAAUUUAUGGCAUGCAGAACACAAGCAUAUUGAUUUCAAUCCCUUUUCAUCUUCUAGGGCAGUUUGAGGUGAAGAUGGGAAUGAAUUCCUUUUGGGAGCCUUGAACUUCCAUCCCCUGGUCAAAAAAAAAAAAAAAAAAUGGAGUUCAGCUCAGGAGACUGACUUUCAACUAUUGCCAUAAAAUUGACCUAGCUUAAAGCUGAUGCCAUUUCUCCAAGCUAGAUGAUUAGUGCACAUAUUAUUUUAAAUCAUGUUGAGUAAUCUAUUUAAUACUGGAGAUUCCAGGCAAGUUUUUUAUUGUGUACAGUAAGUUUCAAAAGGUGGAGUUUCUCUUAGACCUGCUGCCUUAUAUUAUUUUAAAUACUGUGACUUAAAAUCCAACUAAUAUUUUUCCAGGGUGAAUACCCCUCCCAUCACAGUGUGCAUUUGUUGUGCAUUUGUUGACAUGCUGUACAUCAUGAAAAGUUUUGCAGAUGGGAUACAAAUCAAUCCCUCAGGAAUGUAACAUGAAAUUUUGGGGGUUCUUGUGUUUUGAAUCAAAGAUACAUAUAUAAGGUUGUAGAAUCUCUGAAACCAAACUAGGAUUCUGAAGACAGAUACCCAUCUUGUAUGCCAGGAAUUUUCAAAGUCAUUGUUCCUUCUCCUUGAAAAGAAUGGAUGCAAGAUUCUAUGAAGAAAAUUGCAUAUGUAGAUUUAAGUUUACUUCAUCUAAAAUAAUGAUAGUUAGUUGCUAGAAGCAAUUUAACAAUGCAAAACUCGGGUUACCUUGGCAUAAAAUAAUGGCUUUAUUUAUUACAUAAUGUUGCACCUCUUCCUCAUAACAGAAUAAAUAAAUCCCUGCUGAUUAUUAUUGUGAAUUAAUUCUGACUUAGUUUUGUAUUUUCUUAAUGCAUAAGGAUGGGUUUUUUUAACAUAAUAUUUGCAUUUAAAAUUGUAUUUUCAACCUUUUCCUUCCCCUCUGUUGCAAAAAAAAAAAAAAAUUAACAGUAUGGAAAAGGGUUAUGCUGCUCUGGUGAGGGCAGGUGUUCUUUUUAAAAAAUAAAUAAAAUACAUAUGUGUACAAACUAA
This is a messenger RNA of Crotalus tigris (Tiger rattlesnake), 3764 nucleotides long. RefSeq names its product high mobility group 20B (gene HMG20B). The record is from RefSeq and is a predicted model, not a curated record. NCBI's taxonomy places the organism in Eukaryota, Metazoa, Chordata, Lepidosauria, Squamata, Viperidae. Gene Ontology annotation, cellular component: nucleus. The transcript is spliced from 10 exons. Gene Ontology annotation, biological process: regulation of gene expression. The coding region runs from base 107 to 1072 and encodes 321 amino acids.